AAAUAAUAUCCGUAAGCUAUAUAACGAGACACAGGGACAGCUGCAUGCAGAGUCAGUACCUAUUCAUUCAACAUUGAAAACGAACAUAAGAUGGGCUCCUUGAGGGUAUAUUUUUGCGACAUUUGCAUUCUCAUGUUGGUCGGGAUUAAUUAUUUUCUACUAGCUGAAGUUGUACCAGUUAGUAUCGCCCCAUUCGAAGACCGGAAAGGCAACUGCUCUUGCGGAGGAUUUCCGACUGUGACGCCAGAUCCUGGAAGUCUGCCCCUACUUUCUCAAACACCAAGUCUGGUCGUCAAAUGUGAUCAAGAAGGAGACAAUACAUGCAAGAUACUCUGCAAUGCAUUAGCAACAGCUACGAAAGCAAAAGGCCCUGAAAUUCUCUGCAGCAGGCUUAAAGAUGUCAACGAACUUAAGCUUUCAGCUUUUUACAAAACGUGCGACAAACCAUGGAGUUACGCAAACAUGACUGCCGAAGCCCCACUUUGCUGCGAAAAUUCCCAAGUGAAAGUUUGUUCGUCGGUGGUAACACUAAAAUCAACAGUGCAACCGGAAGCAAAGACUACCAUAUAAUUUAUUAACAGAGUUAUUUUUACGAAUAAAUGAAAGUCUAUAAAAAUUAUAAAUAAAACGAACUGUAUUUGCAUUUAUUACACUGUUACUAAUUUCGAACAUUACUUCAAUAAAAUGUAUAUCAAAUGA
Messenger RNA from Bombyx mori (domestic silkworm), 699 nucleotides. RefSeq lists its product as uncharacterized. The transcript is spliced from 3 exons. Lineage: Eukaryota; Metazoa; Arthropoda; Insecta; Lepidoptera; Bombycidae. The record is from RefSeq and is a predicted model, not a curated record. The coding region runs from base 91 to 570 and encodes 159 amino acids.